Ilex paraguariensis (yerba mate) is the source of this 863-nucleotide messenger RNA. NCBI's taxonomy places the organism in Eukaryota, Viridiplantae, Streptophyta, Magnoliopsida, Aquifoliales, Aquifoliaceae. The record is from the annotation of a GenBank genome assembly.
AGAGGAGAGAGAGAGAGAGAGAGGGAUUUCUGCUAACAUGAGCUCGCUCAAACUCCUGCUAACCUUAGCCACAGUGCGUAAUUCCCACCAUGCCAGCCCUCAAACUCACCGUAGUCGCUUCCAUGUACGGCAAACCCAACAAGCUCAAUAAGUGGGUCCGCACAAUGACGACCACCACCCCAAUCACCACCGCCACUAUUACAACCACCAGUUACCCCACCACAAUAGGCCAAACCCCAAAAUAUUCGGCGGCCUGGACACGCGGGUGGAGGGUAAGCCCGUGCGCACCCAUCCUCCCUCUGGCUCACGAUAAGGUUUUAUAUAGAAAGCUAGGGUUUCGCGGUCAGAAAUAUUUUUGUUCCUCCGAAGACAAAGGAGGGGUUGUGUCUGAAAUGGGUUCCGAAAACAAAGACGAAAAGUGGUACAAGAAUGACGCCUUGUCCACGUCAACAUCGCCGUCGCAGAACCACCACCACCGCCGCCCCAAAGCACCGCCGCUACCUACAUCCCCAUCAAAGCAACCACAGGCUGCCAAAUUGCUCACAUUGCCCACGAUCUUGACAAUUGGCCGUGUAGCUGCCGUUCCGCUUCUCGUUAGUACCUUUUAUGUAGAUAGCUGGUGGGGAACCACUGCAACAACAGGUAUAUUCAUUGCUGCAGCAAUUACAGACUGGCUUGAUGGGUAUCUUGCUCGAAAGAUGAAGUUAGGAACUGCAUUUGGUGCAUUUUUAGAUCCAGUGGCUGACAAGCUUAUGGUGGCUGCCACCUUGGUCUUGUUGUGUAGCAGACCUUUAGAAGUUGCUACGGUUGGACCAGUGCCAUGGCUACUAACUGUACCAUCAAUUGCCAUAAUAGGAAGAGAG